AUAACGAACACUUCGAAUAAGUAAAAGCACUCAGAGCAAAAAAAAAUUUAAAAAUUUAAUUUUUUUUUGAAACUUUGUUCUUUUUCUUUUAAUUGGAAUCCUAAAGGGUGGUUCUGUUUUUCGAUUCUUGCAAACGUCUUGGCCUUUUAUCCAAUCCCCACAUGUUUGCUUCAGAUUCUGGUUUAUGGUGAAGAUUGGGUGAUUUAUGAAAAUGUGUCUGGACUUAGAGGUUAAGAACAAGUCAGAGAAUAUACGUGCCCCUUCAUGUUCAGGACAAAGGGUUCUGGAGCCUAGGAAAAACUACAUGGGUGAUGCUGCUUGUGGCAUGAAAACGUUGAAAAUGGAACAAGUUCCUUUGUCUGGUCGAAAUGAGGAUGAAGAGGUUGAUAUCAUUGGGUGCACAAAUUCUGGCAAAGCUUUGGUGGUGGAAGAUUCUUGUGAGGAUGUCACUGAGGGUUCCAGCUCUUUUGGUGAUACAGGAUCUGGCUCAGAGAAUGCCUCAUAUUUCAGUGAUGCUGAAGUUGAAUCACGAAUGCGUGCUGACAAUGCAUCCUCAUCCAUGUGUGACGACGAUUGGUCUGAAUUAAUUCGACCAAGAAAGAAAAAGGUGACAGUUCAUUGGAGGAGUUUCAUACGCCCAAUUAUGUGGCACUGUAAGUGGAUUGAAUUGCAACUGAGGCAACUUCAAUCUCAAGCACUUAAAUAUGAGAAAGAGCUUGCGGCAUAUAAUUAUAGAAAGCAGCUUGAUUUUUCACACCUAACAUUGGACGACUCUGGUAUCAAAUCAAUGCCUAUAUCUGGUCGAAUGCACAGAAAUAAAGUUAUGAGGAGGACAAGAAGGAAAAGAGUUGAAGAGAAGUGUGAUUUAGCAUCAUACAUGUCUAAGCAUAGCUUAUUCUCUCAUGAGAAAACAGAUUCUAGUGUUGAUGCUUGUUCAAAAUAUUUCCCGGGUGUUGCUAUAGGAGAUAACAAGGAUAUUAAUGAGGAGUUCAAGUGGAAUUUUACGUCGUCUUCUGUAGACUAUGAAAAUGAUAAUAAAUCCUUUGAUUACAUCUUGAAAAAGAUUGAAGCAGCAAAGUCACAACUUAACAAAUUGAAAACUCGACUUGACAAUGUUGUUAGUGAAAAUCCUGGAAAUUUUUGUUCUGUAACUCAAUUGAACAUGGGAGAUCAACAUCAAUCUGAGUUUCACAUGAGAGAUCAACUUAUGUCAGUAAAUGCAUCAUCAAGUCAUCAAGGGAUAAUAGUUACCAGAGAAACCACUGACAGGCCUGAGUUUGAUGAUCCAUGGGAAGAUACCAAGGAUGGUGUUAUACGAUAUCAAGCAGCUAUGAAAGAGGUGCAUGGUUUUGAGAAUAUUGGAAAUCAGGCAGUUGAAGGGAAUAAAUCCAUUUCCCAGGUUCAAGUUUCAGAACCUGACUUGGCCACUGAGAAUAAUGUGCCUAAUUUUCUUUCUACUCUGAAAUCAUGUCCUACAUUGAAGUCAUAUGUCCCUAGGAACAAAAGGAAUGGAAGGAAGAAAUCUGGCUCUAAGGGUGGGAGCAUAUGGUUAAGAUGAAUCCAAUUAGAAUGAUUAACACAGCUGAAGGUAUUGAGAAUUUCUCAAACAUGCUGCAAUCUGCUUCUAUCGUAAUUUGUAAAUGCUGUUUGUGUUUUACACUCUUCUACACAACAAGGAAUUAGUUCAAUUGCACAUGGUGUGAAUAUUAUAGCGUGCUCUAUUCUUUAAGGGAAGCUUUUUUUUGUAAAUUUUUGGAAUACUAUUUCUUGAUUUAGGUUGGAAUUGUUAAAUCAGCAAUCGA
Gastrolobium bilobum is the source of this 1802-nucleotide messenger RNA. RefSeq lists its product as uncharacterized. The transcript has 6 exons. The record is from RefSeq and is a predicted model, not a curated record. NCBI's taxonomy places the organism in Eukaryota, Viridiplantae, Streptophyta, Magnoliopsida, Fabales, Fabaceae. The coding region runs from base 206 to 1558 and encodes 450 amino acids.